Molecule: messenger RNA, 600 nt
Organism: Cetraspora pellucida
Lineage: Eukaryota; Fungi; Glomeromycota; Glomeromycetes; Diversisporales; Gigasporaceae
Source: the annotation of a GenBank genome assembly
AUGGACUCAAAUAAUUUACCACCAGGAUGGACGUCUCAACAGGAUUCUUAUCCUAUGCCAAGUCCUCAAACACCACAACAACCAACUUAUAGUGCUCCACCGCCUCAAUAUAACCAACCUCCACAACCAACAAAUUAUGGACAAGCAUCACAAACAUACGGCUACCCUGGGCAAUACCAACCCUCUAGCGGGCAAUAUCAGACACCACCUAGCGGGCAAUACCAACCAUCUGCAGGGCAAUAUCAACCACCGCCAACUGGACAAUAUCAACCACCUCCAACUGGACAAUAUCAACCACCUCCAACUGGACAAUAUCAACCACCUCCAUCUGGACAAUAUCAACCACCUCCAUCUGGUCAAUACCAACCGCCACCAGCCGGUCAAUACCAACCGCCACCAGCCGGUCAAUAUCAACCACAGGCAGCCGGACAAUACCAACCACCACCCGCUGGGCAAGAUGACAAGAAAGGCCUGUUUGAUACUAAAAAACUUGAUGCUUCAAAGAUAGCAUUAGGAGUUGGAGGAGGUGCACUAGGAGCCGCAGCAUUAGGAUAUUUGGUAAUAUAUAUUUAUUUAUGUAUCCGACUAGGAGAAAUCUGA